This is a messenger RNA of Caenorhabditis briggsae, 1437 nucleotides long. NCBI's taxonomy places the organism in Eukaryota, Metazoa, Nematoda, Chromadorea, Rhabditida, Rhabditidae. Bases 1 to 1437 code for a protein of 478 amino acids. Gene Ontology annotation, cellular component: nucleus. The record is from RefSeq and is a predicted model, not a curated record. The transcript has 8 exons. Gene Ontology annotation, molecular function: protein serine/threonine phosphatase inhibitor activity; protein phosphatase 1 binding.
AUGAAACUUCUAGUUUCGUUAUUUCCCUAUUUCCUUUUUGUAUUGAUUAUAGAGAUUUUCGCCGAGGAAAACCAGAAGCUGAUUGACGCCGUCGCUGGAUUCUGUACGAGUCACGAUGGUUAUGAUAGUGGAUUUUGCCUGGAUUAUGCGAAAUUGAGAAGAGAAAGAGCUCUACCGAAUGCCACUGUAACCAGUCCUCAAGAAAUAGCCAAUAAGACGGCAUCUGCUGAAAAACCGCCCCCUUUUAAGCAGGAACCAGGAGAAAUCCUGUUCCAAGAGGGUAACAAAACUACAGUAGUCGAUCCAACAGAUACCACAGAUCCAGAUGAAGAGAUUUCCGGCCUUACGCCCCAACAAAUUCAAGCAGAGUUGCGGAAAAUUAUCCAGGAGGAGCUGGCAAAGAAAAAUAUUCAAAAGACGUCUCCAGAUGAUCCGGCGUGCAAGAAUCUUCGUGACGAAUAUGAUGAAGUUUGUUUCGCCACCCCACCACUUGCCGCUUUUCAAGAAACCCGAGAAUUUUGUUUGGCGUUCGUGAAGAAUUGUCAGAACUCUCUGUUGACUAAUAUUUUCACUAAUGUUAAAAACUUCAAAAUCGACUUCACAGCGUAUUGUAAGAAGCAUCGCGAGCGCUUCAGAUACGUCUGUCCGGAUCCAUUGAGGUUUCAGAGUUUUGCUGAAAAUGCUGUCGACUUCUGCGUCCGCUAUCAAGACCGCUGCCCGAAAGAGCCUGUGCCAGCGGAACCAGUGAAAUUCCAUAGAAAAGACGAGGGACACAUUUACACCAGAGAAAUCGAGUUCUGGUGUACGCGUACCAAACGAACCGCCUAUAAUUAUUGCACCGAGCCGGAUCUGCUGAAAGUUUACAAGUAUGCAAUGUUCUGUGGAAUGUAUAACUCGGACUGUAAAAGUCUGAAAUUUUCCUUUGAAAAAGUGGUUAGCAGUGCUGGCUCUAUAACUUUUGAGCGAUCCAGUUUUUUUGCUUCCCACGUUCUGCCACAUGGUUUUAGCUCACAAAGCGACCAAUCCUUAGAAAGCAGACUUAUUCCCGUCUUCACAAUGACCACUAUCACUGUGACCGCCACCGAUGAGGAUCAGGAGACUCCGGCUCCACAGGAGCAACUUGUUCUUCGUCUUCGAGCUCAACCAGCUCAGCCAGCUCAGCGAGCUCCCCCAAGCCCGCCACAUGUCACCUGGGCAGCGGAUGUUGUUGACAACGAGCACAUGGGUCGUCUGAAAUCCAACUGCUGUUGCAUCUACGUGGCACCUCGCCGUUGGGACGAUCCAUCGACCUGGGAACCAGAUGAGCACGAGACGGAGCACUGUAGAGGACACACUUUGCCGGAGAAGAAGAAGCCGAGAAAGGAAGAUGAAGACGGGGAUGAGGAUAAGGAGAACAAGGCAGUGGAGAAUCAUGGGUGUGGAUGUGACCAUUGCUAA